AUGAAGGACACCAACAGUCUCUCUGUACUAUCACACAUUGACGAUCCGUCAAACCGAAAGAUCGAGGACCUUCCCGGUUGGGUCCCUUACUUCAGCGCGAGGCUAGAAACGGAAACGUUUGACAAUGGGUCCGACCCUUGCAGAUAUUGCGCCUCGUAUAUCAACUUCAAAUUAACGGAAGCAAGCGAGAUCGUCUUCCAUCCUGAGGGGGGAAGGCAGCUUGAUGAGCUCCCAGCGUCCGAGAUUCGGGACUGGCCAAUGACGUUGGAAAAUCUGAAGACAGGAAGAAGAAGAGAGGAGAGUUACGGUGUACGGACACAAGAGGGUGGUGAGCAGGAGAAGGACCAAGGGUCAUCAGAUUGCUCAGGUUAUGCAGAGAAGAGCAGCGAGGAGCUGGAAGGGCCUCCAGAAACCGAAUCCAUGUCCAACCUUGGGCAUCAUCUGGAGAUCUUGGAAGAAGACAUAAACGACCAGAAGGACCACUUCUUCGGAGGAUCUUCGAGCCUGCUGCCAGCUUAACACUUGGCGGCUGCAACCAAGAUUUUGAGCUUUUCGGAGGAGCAGGGCCCUCUACAGGAUACAGAGGUUCAAAACGAUUGGGCUUCUACCAAGUACACGCGGAAUGCAAGCCGCUGUUUUUCCAAGGUUCAAAAGGCGCAAAUUCGAAAAUACGAGGCUCUGAUGAAGAAGGCUACCCGCGGCCGAAAAUUCUUCCUUACUGACAGGGAGAGAUUCGGGUUAGGCCCAAAAUCGACAAGGGAGCCAGACGGGGAACUUUAUGAUCAGAUUUGGGUGAUUGAGGGAGCCAGUGUUCCAUUCAUUCUCAGGGAGACUGACACUUCGGGUUGUUACAAGAUUAUCGGCGAGGCAUAUGUGCAUGGGUUCAUGUAUGAAGAGUUGAUUGGUAGCUUUGUUGGGCCACCGAGGAGGAUCUCUUUGGUGUGAUGUGGUGAGCUGGCGGCAGCCGCAUUGUUGGGUACUGAACCAGGCUGAGCUUCCUGCCUUACACAACGUUCAGCUACCUUACCUACCCUAACCUGAUUUUGAUGUUUAUUUGCAAAUUCUGCAUUUCUGUCCUCAGCUUUCCCUAACUAUGUAUGAUGGUAUUUGCGUAGAGCAAGUACACACCAGAGUCAAAGAGAGUAUCCUGCGUGC
Molecule: messenger RNA, 1155 nt
Organism: Podospora pseudopauciseta
Lineage: Eukaryota; Fungi; Ascomycota; Sordariomycetes; Sordariales; Podosporaceae
Exons: 2
Coding region: 1-519 (172 amino acids)
Source: RefSeq, a predicted model, not a curated record